CAUAUCCUCGACUCCUACGCCCUACGCUCCUACGUAUAUGGAUUAGCAUUGAGCUAACAGAAAAGCCCAUCCACAUAAGCAGGGAGUCGUGACAGCAGCUCAGGACGAGCGAAAAUGCGGAACCAGGACCGAAUGAAGUGACAGCGGAGGUUUCUUAUCCAGCCCCAAACAUCCUGACCGAGCAGCUCCCAUGUGCUUCAUCCAAACAGCAAGGACUGGACAGCUCGAUAUAGAAGAUGGCAACAAAAAGCCGAUAUGUGCUGCAGAGAGUGUUGAGUGGACUCAGAAAUCCUUCUGUUUGGUACCAGAGCUCAGCCUCGACCUCAGGUCAAGGACGCCUGCUGUGGAAACCUCAACUCAGACAGCUGAGCUGCUCUCACACACUCAGCAAGGCUCAUCCUCCAAGCACAGGUCCCAGCAGUCUGUCAUUCAGGAGUCACACCUGUGGAGAACUGAGAUCCCAUCAUGUGGGAGAGAAAGUCUCUCUGUGUGGCUGGGUCCAGUACCUCAGGCAGGACCUGUUUGUCAUCAUGCGAGACUUCAGCGGCUUGACACAAGUUCUAAUCCCUCAGGAAGAAUCUGCGUGUAAUUUGAAAGCAGCGCUGUGUGAUCUCACAACCGAGUCGGUCGUCAAGGUUACAGGAACAGUCAGACGACGACCAGCGGGGCAGGAGAACAAGAGCAUGCCAACAGGAGAAAUAGAAAUCCUGGCUGAGAGUGUGGAGGUUUUCAACGUGUGCCAGAAGUUGCCUUUUGAAAUAAAAGACUUUGUCAAAAAAUCAGAGUCUUUGCGGAUGCAGUAUCGCUACCUGGACCUGAGGUCCUCUCAGAUGCAGAAGAACCUCAGACUGAGAUCUCAGCUGGUGAUGAAGAUGAGAGAAUACCUCUGUAAUGUGCAUGCUUUUGUGGACGUGGAAACUCCGACCUUGUUUAAAAGAACACCAGGGGGAGCCAAAGAGUUUGUGGUUCCGUCCAGAGAGCCGGGACGCUUUUACUCUCUUCCCCAGAGUCCACAGCAGUUUAAACAGCUCCUAAUGGUGGCUGGCAUAGACAGGUACUUCCAGAUGGCCCGGUGCUACCGAGAUGAAGGCUCCAAACCUGACCGGCAGCCUGAGUUCACCCAGGUAGACAUAGAAAUGUCUUUUGUGGACCAGGCCGGUAUCAUGUCCCUGGUGGAGGGUUUGUUGCAGUACUCCUGGCCUGCAGAGAACGGUCCCAUUAAGGUUCCUUUCCAAACCAUGACCUAUGAAGAGGCCAUGAGGGACUACGGCGUGGACAAGCCUGACACCAGAUUCAGUAUGAAGCUGGUCGACCUCAGUCAGGUUUUCUUAUCCACAGAAAUUGAGUUCCUCCGAUCAGCUCUCAGCCAACCAGGAGGCUCCGUUCAGGUCAUCUGUGUCCCCAGUGGAGCGAAACUAAUUGCUGGGAAAGUUUUGGAAGAACUGAAACAAACGGCUAAGACUCAGUUCAGCCAGGAGCUCAGCGUGCUGCUGGUCAAAGCAGACGGGACGUUGAAGUCUCCUCUAAAGAAGCUGCUGUCUGUCUCAGUCACUGAUGAGCUGCUGCAGAGGGCUGGAGCCCAACCAGGAGACCUGCUGCUGAUGGCAGCUGGUUCCCUCCACACUGUGCGCCCGUUGCUGGGUAAUCUUCGUCUGCAGUGUGCAGAGCUCCUGGAGUCUCGUGGCGUUUCGAUCCGUGACCCCUCAGCCUUCCACUUCCUGUGGGUUGUGGACUUCCCUCUGUUUUUACCCAAAGAAGAGGAGCCGGAGCAGCUGGAGUCAGCCCAUCAUCCAUUUACUGCUCCACUGCCGGAGGACACACAGCUACUCUACACAGAGCCACAGAAGGUACGUGGUCAGCACUAUGACCUGGUGUUAAAUGGCUGUGAGAUUGGAGGAGGCUCCAUCCGCAUCCACAAGGCUUCAGAACAGCUUCAUGUCCUAGAGGGUAUCCUCAAGGAGGACCCCAGUCUUCUCUCUCAUCUGCUGGAGGCUCUGGACUCGGGAGCACCACCACAUGGAGGCAUUGCUUUGGGUUUGGACCGGCUGGUCUCCAUUAUGGUCGGGGCUCCCAGCAUCCGUGACGUCAUUGCCUUCCCCAAGUCGUUCCGGGGUCACGACCUUAUGAGCUACGCCCCUGACUUUGUAUCUGAGGAGGAGCUGAAGUCUUACCACAUCUCUGUCAAAUGGCCAGCAGAGCGAGGAGGUAGAGGAGGAGGAGGAGGAGGAGGGCAAGAGGGGAAGUGAGGAGGGAAAGAAGGAAGAGCUAAAGAGAAUUCAGAGGAAGAAAUGAUGCCUUGCCAGAUCUCUGGAACCUACACAUCAGAGGAGAAAGCGUGGGGAAAAGGAGGCAAGGAGACAGAAAUGAGCAGACAACCAGCAGGCGGUAUAGAGCAGCGGUUCUGAAACUUUUUCAAGGACCCCUAAACUGACACAAAUUAGACCACGGACACCCAUUGGAUAAGAUUUUGUCCCAGGGUCCUUGGAUUUUUGCUUUUAGAUGUUUUAUUACAGAAAGUGUUUGAAACCCACGUCCAAAAUAGUCAUGCAUUUUGUUAUGGUGUUACUUAUAGAUUAAUAUUUUGUAAAAAUAAAUUAUUAAUUGCUAGGGGCCCCCUCAAAAACCCUCAGGUCCCGCACUUUGAGAACCGCUGGUGUCGAGACUGUAGACUAUCAAGACCUCUGCCAGCUGGCUGGCAGAGGUAAGACAGAAAAUGAGGAGGAGGUGUUGCUGUGGCUGCAUCUCAGUACUGUUUCUUUUUAAAAUGGAAGAGAAAAGGGAGUUGGACCUGCCACAGCAUACAUUGUGGAAAUGGAAAACCUUGCCGGGUUCAACAAAGAAGAAAAGCUUAUUACCAAGUCUCACUGAUAAAGUACAACACUGCUUAGUUGGUUUAUAGAUUCUCUGUUAUGAUGGUGGUUUCCUCUCAGACUAACGCCUCAUAUAAUCAUUCUUUAACAACAGAAACGUUUCUAUGAAUGAUCAACCAUUCCCUCAAUUCAAGGAUUAUAGCUCUGUUAACUCUAAAGAGCUGCUUAUUUGGUAUUGGUUUGUGUCACGUGAGGGUCUAAAUGUCUCACCGUGGUAAGAAUAAAACUCUGAAGUACCACGUCAAACCUGUAAUUAUAUUGUAUAAGCCACAGUCCUCGCUCUGUGUAAAAACAUUCUAAUUUUCAGCUGAAGCUAAUAUGAGAAGUUUAAGUUGGCCAAAUCAAGUGGGUAUCUUCCAAAGUUAGAUUUACCUGUGGGGCAGUUCCUGGAGUUCUAGUAAUCUUACUCAUGUGACAUUAUAAAAGUCAUAUUUUUGCAGGUGCAAAUAUCCUCUGUUUUAAGUUUUGUAUAGUCAGUUUGGUUCAUCCCCAUAUUGUCCAACAAUAAAUUGUUAUUGUAGUAAGGCA
Molecule: messenger RNA, 3398 nt
Organism: Perca flavescens (yellow perch)
Lineage: Eukaryota; Metazoa; Chordata; Actinopteri; Perciformes; Percidae
Gene: dars2
Product: aspartyl-tRNA synthetase 2, mitochondrial
Exons: 18
Coding region: 237-2246 (669 amino acids)
Biological process (GO): aspartyl-tRNA aminoacylation
Cellular component (GO): mitochondrion; cytoplasm
Molecular function (GO): ATP binding; aspartate-tRNA ligase activity; nucleic acid binding
Source: RefSeq, a predicted model, not a curated record